GCAGUGUUGUGAGUCCCGAGUCUCGCGAUCUGCAAAACUCGGAUUGAAUGAAGUCAGCUGAUCAUUUGCUGUCGUAUYGCCACUCACGUCUUCCCUAGGCAGAGGAUCAAGACGCUGGACCGUUUAAUUUCUGAAGAUCUAGCCUGCCAGGAUGGACCUGUCCAAGCUGCCUAAGAUCUGGGAUGAGGAGAAAGAGAGCGAGUUUGGAUACGUCCAUGGAGUCUCCGGCCCAGUGGUGACGGCCACUGCCAUGGCGGGAGCGGCCAUGUAUGAGCUGGUGAGAGUGGGCCACAGUGAGCUGGUGGGAGAGAUCAUCAGGCUGGAGGGAGACAUGGCCACCAUCCAGGUUUACGAGGAGACAUCGGGUGUAUCCGUUGGGGACCCGGUGCUGCGGACAGGGAAGCCUCUGUCAGUGGAGCUGGGCCCAGGCAUCAUGGGCUCCAUCUUCGACGGUAUCCAGCGCCCCCUGAAGGACAUCAACGACCUAACACAGAGCAUCUACAUCCCCCGUGGAGUCAAUAUCGGAGCCCUCAACCGAGACCUGAAAUGGGAGUUCUCCCCCGUCAAGAGCUUACGGGUGGGCAGUCACAUCACAGGGGGUGAUAUCUAUGGGAUGGUGUUUGAGAACUCCCUCAUCAAGCACAAGAUCAUGCUGCCCCCGAGGAACAGAGGAACCGUCACCUAUGUGGCUCCCCCCGGAAACUAUGACGUCUCGGAUGUGGUGUUGGAGCUKGAGUUUGAGGGUAUGAAGGAAAAGUUCACCAUGGUCCAAGUCUGGCCAGUGCGACAGAUUCGUCCGGUCACAGAGAAGCUACCCGCCAAUCACCCACUGCUGACCGGACAGAGAGUACUGGACGCCCUCUUCCCGUGUGUCCAGGGAGGAACCACAGCCAUCCCCGGAGCCUUUGGCUGUGGUAAAACUGUCAUCUCCCAGUCCCUGUCAAAGUACUCCAACAGUGAUGUCAUCGUCUACGUAGGCUGCGGGGAGCGAGGGAACGAGAUGUCAGAAGUUCUGCGAGAUUUCCCCGAGCUGACCAUGGAGGUGGAUGGGAAGACUGAGAGCAUCAUGAAGAGAACAGCGCUGGUGGCCAACACCUCCAACAUGCCUGUGGCUGCUAGAGAGGCCUCUAUCUACACAGGGAUUACGCUGUCUGAGUACUUCAGGGACAUGGGCUACAAUGUUAGCAUGAUGGCUGACUCCACCUCUCGAUGGGCCGAGGCUCUCAGGGAGAUCUCUGGKCGACUGGCUGAGAUGCCCGCUGACAGUGGUUACCCAGCCUACUUGGGUGCCCGUCUGGCGUCAUUCUACGAGCGUGCCGGCAGGGUGAAGUGUCUUGGCAACCCAGAGAGAGAGGGCAGCGUCAGCAUUGUGGGGGCUGUGUCUCCCCCAGGUGGUGACUUCUCUGAUCCUGUGACAUCAGCUACYCUGGGUAUCGUGCAGGUGUUCUGGGGUCUGGAUAAGAAGCUGGCCCAGAGGAAGCACUUCCCGUCAGUCAACUGGCUGAUCAGCUACAGUAAGUACACGCGGGCGCUAGACGAGUACUACGACAAGCACUUCCCUGAGUUCGUCCCGCUGCGCACCAAGGCCAAGGAGAUCCUGCAGGAGGAGGAGGACCUGGCUGAGAUCGUACAGCUGGUCGGCAAGGCAUCGCUGGCCGAAACUGAUAAGAUCACCCUGGAGGUGGCCAAGCUCCUCAAGGAUGACUUCCUGCAACAGAAUGGUUACACCCCCUACGACAGGUUUUGUCCCUUCUAUAAGACGGUAGGCAUCCUGUCCAACAUCAUAGCGUUCUACGACAUGGCGAGGCACGCGGUGGAGACCACGGCUCAGAGCGACAACAAGAUCACCUGGUCCAUGAUCCGAGAACACCUGGGAGAGAUCCUCUACAGACUCAGCUCCAUGAAGUUCAAGGACCCAGUGAAGGAGGGAGAGGCCAAGAUCAAGUCUGACUACGCCCAGCUGCUGGAGGACAUGCAGAACUCCUUCCGCAGCUUGGAGGACUGAGCCUUCACCCUGGGCCUUUCACCCCUCACCUGUGAYGCCAGGGACAGUGCAUGUCUGUCGCACCCCCCCCCCGCGCCCCCGCCCCUCUCUCUCUCUGCAGCCACUUCCACUGCAGCCUCACAUUCCACUGCCUUGUGUUUACACCCAACCUCCUGCCAUCAGUUUACUCAACGUGUGAAUGUGUAUGGGCAAAAAGAGAAAAUGUACUGUAUUCUUGUAUUCUGUUUCCUCACAGAUUCUAAAUCCCCCAGUGUAUUUGCCCCAGCAUGGUCGAAGAUCUGCCCCAACACCUUAAUGUGUGUAUGUUUACAUGUCUGUGUGUGGGACCCCUGCAUUGCCCCUCCCUUCCCCCUGUUUGUUUUGGACAUGGUCUCUGGCCCUAGCUGUGUACCUGAAGACUUCAGUUGAUGUAAUUAUCGUUCAUUAGCACUCUAUCUGUACAGAAUAUUGAUGAAGAUUAACAUCAAAUACUUAAUAAGCAGAGUGACUCUAUUUGUUGCAGGUGUCUGGACAUGGACAACGUGUGGGCUGGUUUUUGUUCAUAUUUAGUGAUUUAUGCUGUGUAGUCUUGUGUACUUGCUGUAUGUGUGUAUGUAUGUGUGUGUGAGAGAGAGGUGGGCUCUCUCGCCCUGUCCUUUCUACUGCUCAUGGGACAAGUCCCAAAGAAUAAAAGGCAACCAAACAUUACUGUUUUUCAGUAAUGUCAGUCUUCUCUGCAUGUUCUGUGAGUGUAAUCAACAGGUUGCUACAAGUGUAUGUACUGUACUAACAAUAGUAGUGAACAUACAGGUGAUCAUGUUAAUAAGUGUAUAUAUAUACCACAGGAGGUUGGUGGCAUCUUAUUAAGGGGAGGAUGGGCUYGUGGUAAUGGCUGGCGUGGAAUGGUAUCAAAUACAGCAAACACGUGGUUUCCAUGGUUUCCAUGUGUUUGCCAUUCCAUUCGCUCCGUUCCAGCCAUUGUUGUGAGCUGUCCUCCCCUCACCAGCCCCCAUUGGUAUACGCAGUCACGUAUGAGUGGGUGUGUGAGAAUGACAAAAUAAUAAUUCUGGUGCUGCUGGUUGGACUAGCCUUGCUACGUGUCUCUAAUUCCUAUGUGGAAUCUGUGGCACUCCGCCCUUUAGUUUUGUCUAUGAAUGUGCUUAGUGGAAGAGGAGUGUUUGUCAGACACAACUAGUGAAACUACACACAUACAUUCCUCUCCUCGACUAGUUUGUGACUGCAGUAAUUAUAUAAAGUAUGUAGCUAGAUAGUUUUGAUUAGUUACUGAGCUGUGAUGUUUUUGCAGUACAGCUGCACUGAACAAAAAUAAUUUGAUGCACAAUUAUUUUUGUUCAUGUGAUGAUCUCCCCUAAAAAAAUAUCCUUAUUUUAAAAAAUCCUUUGGGGGCUCAUGCAGGUGAUGAAGGCUCAGCCUUAGGUCGGGCAGGUACAAUAAAUCAUAUUCUCAGAAUUUGCCUGUUAAAAAUAUAAAAGCUUGAUGUAUUGCAUCCUGUGCCUGCCAAUUAACAUUCUUUGAAAUGGGAGUAGAGAGCUGAUUUGGUAAUGCACCACUAGAACAAGAUCUUUGAGGUUGGAACAGAACAAAGAAUGAUGGCUCUUUUUAGACCUGUUUGACAGCCAUCAGUUAAAGUAUGCAAAUGGUAAUGAGCAAAGCAUGACCAUGGUGACAACUCCUUCAUUGUAUUUUCCUCUAUGGGCUGGGUCAGGUGAAAAGUUAAUGCUACGUUCAUAACCACGUGGGAACGUGUAGAUUACCAGUUGUGAAGUCAUAAAUAGAAGUUAGAUGCAUUCACAUGCGUUGAACUCGUUGAGAAGUGCUGAUUGACAAAUGGCAAACAAUACCAAUAAACUAAAAGUACAGCUAU
This is a messenger RNA of Salvelinus sp. IW2-2015, 3869 nucleotides long. RefSeq names its product V-type proton ATPase catalytic subunit A. Lineage: Eukaryota; Metazoa; Chordata; Actinopteri; Salmoniformes; Salmonidae. The record is from RefSeq and is a predicted model, not a curated record. Gene Ontology annotation, molecular function: ATP hydrolysis activity; ATP binding; proton-transporting ATPase activity, rotational mechanism. Gene Ontology annotation, biological process: ATP metabolic process; proton transmembrane transport. Gene Ontology annotation, cellular component: proton-transporting V-type ATPase, V1 domain; lysosomal membrane.